This is a messenger RNA of Miscanthus lutarioriparius, 1128 nucleotides long. Lineage: Eukaryota; Viridiplantae; Streptophyta; Magnoliopsida; Poales; Poaceae. The record is from the annotation of a GenBank genome assembly.
AUGAGGAGGAGGACGAUGGGGGCACUGCACGUCGUCGGUGAGCCCAGGGUCAGCUUCCAGCAGCAGCCUGCUGCAGUCGUCGCCAAGAACGGCCACGGCGCCGUGGUCGAGGAGAUCCACGGCCUGAUCCGCGUCUACAAGGACGGACACGUCGAGCGCCUCCCGGCGAUCCCGACCGUGCCCUGCACGUGGGGCGGCACCGCUCCGGACGCGCCGGGCGGCGUCGUCGCGAGGGACGUGGUGGUCGACCCGGCCACGGGGGUGUGGGCGCGGCUGUACGCCCCGAUGACGACGACGACGACGUCCGCGGGGGGCGGAGGCACAGGCAGGCCUCCCGUCGUGGUGUACUUCCACGGCGGCGGGUUCUGCGUCGGGUCCGCGGCCUGGAGCUGCUACCACGAGUUCCUGGCGCAGGUCGCCGCGCGCGCGGGCUGCGCCGUGAUGUCCGUGGACUACCGCCUCGCGCCCGAGCACCGCCUGCCCGCCGCGUUCGACGACGGUCUGGCGGCCGUGCGGUGGCUGCGGCACCAGGCCCAGGCCGCGGCCAGCCGCGGCGCCGCGGCGUGCGACGACCUCUCGUGGUGGCGGGCCCGCUGCGGCUUUGACCGCGUGUUCCUCAUGGGCGACAGCGCGGGCGCCAGCAUCGCCUUCCACGUCGCCGCGAGGCUCGGGCAGGGCCACCUCGGCGCGCUGUCCCCCUUGACCGUCAGGGGCGCCGUCCUGAUCCAGCCUUUCUUCGGCGGCGAGGCCCGCACCGCGUCCGAGAAGAACAUGGCGCAGCCGCCACGGUCGGCGCUGACGCUCCCGACCUCGGACUGCUACUGGCGACUGGCGCUGCCGGGCGGAGCCAGUCGCGACCACCCCUGGUGCAACCCGCUGUCCCGCGCCGCGCCGCGCCUGGAGACCGUCCCGCUGCCGCCGCUCCUGGUGUGCAUCUCGGAGAUGGACAUCCUGCGGGACCGCAACCUGGAGCUGUGCAGGGCCAUGCGCAAGGCGGGCAAGUGCGUGGAGCAGGCCAUGUACGGCGGCGUCGGGCACGCGUUCCAGGUGCUCCACAACUGCCACCUGUCCCAGCCGCGGACGCAGGAGAUGCUCGCGCACAUCAAGGCCUUCGUCAGCGCCAGGUAG